This is a messenger RNA of Loa loa (African eye worm), 900 nucleotides long. RefSeq lists its product as hypothetical. The transcript has 7 exons. The record is from RefSeq and is a predicted model, not a curated record. Bases 1 to 900 code for a protein of 299 amino acids. Lineage: Eukaryota; Metazoa; Nematoda; Chromadorea; Rhabditida; Onchocercidae.
AUGAAUACGGAAACAUAUUAUUGGGUACAGGUAAUUGUACGGGAAACUAAUGGAGGAUCGAAACUGGGUCCGUGUCCGGAAAAGUGGUUACCACUGAUCCCAACCAAUAAUUAUGCGCUUCUUGAAAAAUGCAUCGCUCACGUCAAUGUAACUUUAUUACAAUCAAAAGUAACAGAAGUAAAUGGUGCAAUAAAUGCGUGUUCCCAUGUAUUUGGCAAUGAAUCAACCAUUGCAACGAUUUUUCGACCAAAUAAUAAAAGAGAAUUGAAGAAUUUCCUCACAUAUGCAAGUGAAGAAGCUCUGGAAGGAAUGAUUGACAUAUUUGUUGAAGGAAGUGCACCGUACGAUCAUUUUGGCAAUGAUCUGCGACAAUUGGGGGACGCAGUUCUCAAUCCGUUGUCUACUGCUUUGGACAAACAAUGUGCCUGGAAUCUCCAGAAGGGAGAAAUUGAAUUUAGAAAUUGUGAUUCUUUUACAACACUUUGGUGCCAAUACAAAGUUAAACCAGUGAUGACUAAAUACCAAUGUAAUGGCUGGUUCAGAAUGGAUCAUGGAUCUCAUGUUAGCUGCUACUAUGUCUAUCGCUAUCGCACAACAGCCCGAAAUGCUCGAGAUGUCUGCAAAGAGAAAAAAGCUGAAUUGGUAACAAUCAGUAAUAUCGGUGAAUGGUCUUAUGUUACACGUCUUGCCAAUACAUUGGCACCUAAUACAAGAGAUCGUUCGCUACUAUUAGGCUACACACGUUGUAGUACGGAUCCACCUGAAUGGCGUACGAUGGAAGGCGGCAUUUCAUCAGGAAUUUUUCCUUUUCCCAAUGCCACUACUGCAAAUGAUGCAGAAUGUUGUUUGGAAAUGAAUAUCGAACAUAAAAUAAACUGUAAAGAAUACUUUUAUCGUUAA